ACACGUUUCGAACAAGAAGGUUUUUAUAAAAUUUGAAUACCUCCUAUACAUGAACAUAUCUGUUAAUAAUUUUUUUAUGUGUAUUUUUAUAUACCUUUAUAUCCACGUGUUUUUAUACAUCUCAUAACCUCAAUUAUACUGAUUUGAAUUUAAUUUAUAAAAAAAAAAAAAACAAAAUGGUAUUCAAUUGUGAUUUAAUAAAAACUAUAGAAGAUGACGAAGAAGUGCCAGAUUUUUCAGAGAAAUCAGACGAAGAAGAUGAUUUUCAGCCUCGAAAACAAAAAAAGCAAGAGAAAAAAGAUUUUGCUAUGGAUUUUGAAUUUGUAAAUAAUACUUCUGAAUACAAUCAAGAUACCUGGAAUGAUUUAAAUAAAUAUAUUAAAAGAAAAGCUAAAAGUAAAUUAGAUGAUAAGAUAAACAGUAUUAGGAAACAAAAGGAAACAGAGAAUGGAAGUAUCAAUGAUAAUGACAACAAAAAUAAAAUAGAAAUUUAUGAAGAAGAUAAUGAGUUUUCCUUGUCUGAGGAUGAACUCAAAAAAGAUGCAUUUAAAACCAAGCAGAGGAAAGGUAAAAGGAAAGACACUACUAAAGAACAGAAUGAAGAAACAAUUAAUUUUGAAGAAUUUACAAAUGUCGAUUCUUAUGUGUCUUUUCAACAAAUGAAUUUAUCUAGACCCUUAUUAAAGGCAAUAACGACAAUGAAUUUUGUCCAUCCAACACCUAUUCAAGCAGCUACAAUACCAUUUGCUUUAAUGGGACGUGAUAUAUGUGGUUGUGCAGCAACAGGUACUGGGAAAACUGCAGCUUAUAUGCUACCAACUUUGGAAAGAUUAUUGUACAGACCUUUGAAUGGUCCUGCUAUUUCACGAGUUUUAGUACUUGUACCAACAAGAGAACUUGGAGUUCAAGUAUAUCAAGUUACAAAACAAUUAUCACAAUUUACGACAAUCGAAAUAGGAUUAUCUGUUGGUGGAUUAGAUGUAAAAAUUCAAGAAACUGUAUUGCGAAAAAAUCCAGAUAUUGUAAUUGCAACUCCUGGAAGAUUGAUUGAUCAUUUAACAAAUACACCAACUUUUUCUUUGGAUAGCAUAGAAGUGCUUAUUUUAGAUGAAGCAGACAGAAUGUUGGAUGAAUAUUUUGCUGAACAAAUGAAGCAUAUUAUAAAACAAUGUUCAAGAAACAGACAAACUAUUUUAUUCUCAGCCACUAUGACAGAGGAAGUCAAAGAUCUGGCUACUAUGUCGUUAGACAAACCUGUGAAAGUAUUUGUGGACAGUAAUCAAGAAGUUGCAUUUAAUUUACGACAAGAAUUUAUUAGAAUACGCAAAGAAAGAGAAGGUGAUCGCGAAGCAAUAUUAGCAGCUUUAAUUUGUAGGACAUUUCAUGAUCACACUAUGGUUUUUGUACAAACUAAAAAACAAGCUCAUCGAUUGCAUAUUUUAUUAGGAUUAUUAGGCAUAAAAGUUGGAGAACUUCAUGGCAAUCUUACACAACCUCAAAGAUUAGAAAAUUUAAGAAAAUUCAAAGAGGAAGAAAUAGAUAUUCUGUUAGCAACCGAUGUUGCAGCUAGAGGAUUAGAUAUUAGCGGUGUGAAAACAGUAAUUAAUUUUGUAAUGCCUGUUACCAUAAAACAUUACAUCCAUAGAGUCGGAAGGACAGCCAGAGCAGGUCGUGGAGGAGUAUCAGUAUCAUUAGCUGGUGAACAAGAACGUGGUUUAGUGAAAGAAAUUAUCAAACAAGCGAAGAAUCCUGUAAAAAAUAGGAUAAUACCUCCGGAUAUAAUAGACAAAUAUAAUAAAAAAUUACAAUCUUUAGAACCUGAUAUGGAAAGAAUAUUACAAGAAGAGAAGAACGAAAGAGAACUUGCCAAAAUAGAAAAUCAAGCAAAUCGCGCUGAAAAUUUACUUAAAGGUUCAGACGACAAGAAUCAUAGAAGUUGGUUCCAAAGUGCUAAGGAAAGGAAACGUGAGAAAGAAAAAUUGUCUUUAACGACGAAACAACCACGUAAGAAAAAAGAUAAGGAGGAAAAAGAAUUUUCCAACGUAGUAGAAGAAAAGAAAAAAAAUGCGAAAAAAGAACAACAUAAAGAAACAGCCGAAGAUAGAGCGAAUAAAGAGUUAGAGAAGAUAGCAGCGUAUCAAGCAAGAAUAGCUAAACAAAAAUCUAAAGCAAAGAAAAUUAGAACUGUUGUAGAUAAAAAUGGAUAUAAUGUGAAUAAUAAAGGAUCUAAAAAACGAUCACGAUCUUCAUUUGCUGAUGAUUUGACAGAUACUAGCAAUAAAAAUGUAAAAAGAAUGCGUUAUGAAGCAAAUAAGAAACAGAAAUCUAAUCCAUUGGCACGAAAAUCAAAUGUUCUUGGAGGAAAAAAUCAAAAGAAAAAAUUAAGGACACGUUAAAUUGUAAAUAUAUUUGUAAUAAUAAUAUUGUAUUAAUAAAAUUAAAAAACAUAUGUCACUUUUAAUUAUUUAUUUUAUUAUAUAAUCAUUACAAUACUUUAGUUAUGUCACAAAUUGACAGAUGAAUAGCACUGAUUAUUUUAAUUGGUUUUUGAUCAGUAUGUAUGGAUAAUGUAUGACCAUUUUUUGUAAAAACUGCAGUACUAUGCAUCAUUAUAUUGAAGAUAUUACAGCACCUAAGAAAGUAAUAUUAACUUAUAUAAGAUCUGUGGUUAAAGAUGAGCGUACAAAUUAUUUUGGUGAUCAAAAAAUUUAAUAUAGAUAUGUAUCUAUUAUGAAAUAAAACAUCUUUAAAAAUUAUAUCUACAUCAAUUGCAAGACUAUAACUUCAAAGAAACUUGUGUUGAUAUAUUGUGAUAUGAAAUGGUUAUCGAUAUACAUCCACAAGUUUACAAUAAAAGCAAUACCCUCAAAUAUAUUUGAUUAAAAAGCCUAAGUUAUACUUGAAAUGUAUGGUUUAUCAUUAAUGGCGUAUAAAAUAAUAUUUAAUAUAAUUAUUGUAAUUAAUAUUACCCUAAAAUGCGAAUUUAUAAUUUGCAGAAGAAAUGUAACAUUAGAACUCUUCCUGUACUGUAAUCCGUGUGAAUUCGAGUAUAUUAGUAUAAUAAUCUCAAUCAUCCAUCAUUACUUACAAUAACAUGCACACUAUAUGCAGUUCUACCUGUAAUAAAUGAUCAUCACAAGAAGAAAAAGAAACUUCCGGAGAUAUAGGCCAAAUUUAAAUUCUUCGAAUUUUAUUCAAAUUCGUACCCAAAUCUCUUUUCUGUUUAAUGAUUAAUAAAAUCAAAUACUUGUUAUAUAUUUAUGAAUAUUAAAUAAGAAUUAAUAUUUAGAAUAGUCCAGAUAUAAAUAAUACAUAACACAAAAAAACGCUUCAAUACAUAGGCAAUACACUUAUUUGUAAAUAUAAAAACUAAAUUAGUUUUCAAUCUCUGGAACAUUUAUUUUUCUUGAUUACACAUUAAUAUUUAAUGUGUGAUAAAAAAGUUUGUAUGAUAAUAAAAAUAGUAGUAGUGAUGAUAAUUACCUGGCACAUGCACUUGUAUUAUAGUGAGCAUGUGAAAGGUAUAUAAUCACACUAGAGUUAAAUUACGUUUAUAUAUAAUUAUGCUAUAAUUUACAUAUUUAUAAACAGGAGUCUAUAUUAUCACUGAGGUAUAAACUUGCUAGUGAAUUUUUAUAAAUAUAGAAAACCUGAAAAUGAAAUAGUUUACUUAGCAAAAUGUUAAUGUCAAGAUAAAGAGUAAUAUACAUGACAUACUUAUUCAAAUUCAGUAUACUUGAUGCUUCAGCAUGGAGAUUUAAUUAUAUUUAAUGAAUAUGGUUUUUCUUUAUAGUAAACGUGUAUUAAAAAAUUGAUACUGUUAUGAAAAAUAGACCGUGAAUAAAAAUAUUAAAAGUAAUUUUUGAAGU
Messenger RNA from Vespa velutina, 3869 nucleotides. RefSeq names its product probable ATP-dependent RNA helicase DDX27 (gene Rs1). The coding region runs from base 177 to 2396 and encodes 739 amino acids. Lineage: Eukaryota; Metazoa; Arthropoda; Insecta; Hymenoptera; Vespidae. Gene Ontology annotation, molecular function: RNA helicase activity; nucleic acid binding; ATP binding. The transcript is spliced from 14 exons. The record is from RefSeq and is a predicted model, not a curated record.